AAAAAAAAAAAAAAAAAAAAACCCAGAAAGAAAAAGGCUUCAGGCAGAAUAGUCGACAAACAGACAUAGAUCCAUCCGUCCCUCUUCCAACAAAUUUCCAAUCACAGCAAUCAACGCCCAGCCUCCCAAUACCCUUUUCCGCUCUUCAACCAAAAUCCUCCUCUCGCAUUUCCUCCUCUCGCCGGCUGAACUUCCCGGCCCGGAAAACAGGUCAGUACUUCGUUUUUUGCUUGCCUGCUUGCUCCGAUAACUUCCUCCCCUCUCGCUAGCUACUUCUCUUCCCCGCCAUUGCUACGGCCGGCGCUCGUUUCUAACGUUGUUCGUCUAUUUGACUUUAAGUUUGACUUCCAAUUCUCUGCCUUGGAUCUGUUAACUGUUCACUGCACCUUGUUCUCCUUUUCUUUUCUCUCACCGAGCUCCCCCUCUGCUCGCUACUUCUGGGUUCUGGUUCAAUUCUGUUGAGUGGGAAAUCGGAAAUGCUACGGCGGGCUGUUCUGCUUUCCAUCCUCGAUUCUUUUCUUUGUCUUCGCCCCCCAUAGUUUUUCGAGGAUUUUAAAACUGUUGGAUUUUUGCAGAGGAAAAGAAUCGAUUGUGGUAUCGACAUUUGCACCUUUCUCCUUCACCUCUUUUCUCCGCGUUUUUGUUUUGGCCAAUUUGUUUUUUUCUUUCUCUUGAUGUUUCUGUUUGCCGUGUUGACUGUGACUGCUUCCAUUGAUUGACUUGCUGGCCUGGUCUUGGGUCAAUGGCCUUUAUUUUCUCGUGCAUAACUCCACAACUGGGGAUUAUUGGGCUAUAGAUGGUUUCAUGAUGGGAGUUAGAAAUCAAUGUGAAAGUAAAAGCAGUACUUCGAGAGUGAUUUUCCUUUUCAGAAGUUUGUUUGUUCUCUGGGGAAACCUAGGUGGGAGGAAGCGUACAUUGGUGACAAGUCGAGAUUAAAGUGCGGCAGUUGGUGAUUCGUUAUUCAUUUUUAAAUGAAUCAAACCUUAAGAUAAUGCGUCUGGUGCGGGUCUUCAUUACGACUUUGGGGCAGGAUUGCGGUCUUCUUGGUUUUCUAUGCUGUAUUUGCCAACUGGGUCAGCAUCUUUCUAGUUUUUGAGGGAAGUCAUUGAUGAUAUUUAUACUGGCCGUGUUGUUGAUUUGCUUGGAAGUUUUAAAGUUUUAGGUUUGUAGAGUUGAACCGCUGAAAAGGGAAGACCAACUGCUUUGUGACAAUGUCCCCGUCCAAUAGGAGAUUGGGUAGGUGGGUCUUGACUGCAACUGCCUACCGGUUAUCUCUCUAUGUUUCAUAUUCAAGGGAGCAAGCAUCUUGAGAGGUCUUCUAUUUCUUUGGGUUCUCACGAGUUCCAUUGAUUUGAAGUUUGGAAGAGAGCUCGUAUUAUUCUCUUGUACAGUAUUGGAUAUGAUGCAUGACAUCAACUUUAUAUGAUCUUUCCUUGAAGACCUCUCUCUGUGAUGCUAGUGUCUUGUUCUUGGAGUCAGGCUCCUAAAUGUUUGGUAGAUUUUCAUUACUUUGCUUUUACUCUCAUUUCCAAGUUUGGUGUAGCUUUCCUCAUUCAUACUUCAGACUCUUGUUUGAUCCUCAAAGUCUUUCUGCCUUUUUUUUAGGUUGAAUUUUAAGUUCCACAAUUGUCUAAUAGAUUGCUCAUUUUGGACUCUUGACUUAGGUGUGUAAUCUGCGUUUCACAACAAGAAGUUUCACAUAGAAGUUAAUGCGAUUGGGCGCUGGUUACUGAUGUGCAUGAGCUGUAAUCAAUCAGGCCAGUAGCAUACCUGGGAGGUAUCGGGCAUUUCUGUACUCUUUUAUCUCCAUAACACCGUCUGCUAAAAACUGGAAGAUGUGAAAGUUUCCAUGGAAUUUAGCCUUUAACCAGAUGGAAGAAUCUGUCUUUUAUCUUGGUAACAGUGUCAACUACUUGUGCCAGAUAGAUCAACACUUUUCUCCCUCAUUAGCACCUUGGCGUGGUGCCCUGCAGAGCAUGUUUCGAAGACAUUCAUCCAUGUGACAAUCAACAAUUAAGGAUUAUAUGUUCCUUUUGAGCUCAAUCACAGCAGGAGGAGCAUAUAACCAUUUUGGUAUUCACUGCCAGUUCAACAAUGAAGAAAUGGUAUGGAGGAGUUCUGGUUGCAUCCCUGUUUAUGUUGCUGAUUCUGAGAUAUGGUUUCUUGAACAAUCCAAUUGGAGAAGGUUACAUGGCAAACUCUUUAUCCAACUUAACUAAUCCUCUUGAGUGGGUGCAAAGUACUUUUCCUCCAGCCCUUCAAAGUCCACAAAACUCAUCUCAAGCAAUCUCCACAAAUGCAAUUGUUAUUAGUUUGUUUGCCAUGAGAAAGACACUUUCAAAUGAAGAGAAAGUAUCCUUGCAUACAUGGACUCUGUUGCAAGGCUUGGUUAAUGGUUCUCAGGCUUUACCAAAUGGAUUAGAUGCUAUCAAGGAAGCUGUCUCUGCAUGGAACAAUCUGAUGGCUGCAGUUGAGGAGGAGAAGCUUAGUCAUUAUGCGAAUGACAGCUCGAACAAGAGAGCUAAAGAAAAGCAAUGCCCUCAUUUUCUCAACAAAAUGAAUGCAACAGGGCUCGAUAAUAAGGGUUUUAGAUUGCAGUUUCCUUGUGGUUUGACUCAAGGCUCUUCAAUCACAAUAAUAGGGGUCCCAGAAGGUCUCCUUGGCAAUUUCCGUAUUGAGUUAACUGGAGAAUCACUGCCUGGGGAGCCUGAUCCGCCUAUCAUAUAUCAUUACAAUGUGAGACUGAAUGGUGAUAAGGUAACUGAUGAACCGGUGAUAGUUCAAAAUACCUGGACUGCAGCUCGUGAUUGGGGUGAUGAGGAACGUUGUCCUGCACCUUCUCCUGAGAAAAUCAAGAAAGUGGAUGAGCUGGACCAAUGCAACAAGGUGGUCGGUAAAAACAGUACUAUUAUCCACAGUGAGGGUCCAAAGAGGUCUGCUAUUCAGGACGGAUCCAGAACCAGAACAUAUUUUCCUUUUAAGCAGAAUUAUCUUUCUGUGAUGACACUAAGGGUUGGAUCAGAAGGAAUCCAGACAACAGUUGAUGGAAAGCACAUUACGUCUUUCGCAUACCGUGAAACUUUGGAGCCAUGGCUUGUUAGUGAAGUUAGGACUUCUGGAGACCUGAAGUUAAUCUCUGUUCUAGCCAGUGGUCUCCCUGCAGUUGAGGAUUCAGAACAUUCGUUAGAUUUAGAAGCACUCAAAGCAUCUCCUCUCUCCCCAAAGCAAUCACUGGAUCUCUUCAUUGGUGUUUUCUCCAAUGCAAACAACUUCAAGCGUAGGAUGGCUGUCAGAAGAACUUGGAUGCAGUAUGCUGCCAUACAUUCAGGAGCAGUCGCAGUUCGCUUUUUUGUUGGCUUGCACAAAAACCAAAUAGUAAAUGAGGAACUAUGGAAUGAAGCAAGAACGUAUGGGGACAUACAGCUGAUGCCUUUCGUGGACUACUAUAAUCUUAUCACAUGGAAAACGUUAGGAAUCUGCAUCUUUGGGACACAAGUUGCAUCAGCAAAGUACGUGAUGAAGACUGACGAUGAUGCAUUUGUUCGUGUGGAUGAAAUCCUUUCUGCUUUGAAGAGAAUCAAAGUGAAUCAUGGAUUGCUUUAUGGACUCAUUAAUUCGGACUCCCAACCCCAUCGAAAUCCUGAUAGCAAGUGGUACAUUAGCUCUGAGGAAUGGGCAGAGAACAAAUAUCCCCCGUGGGCUCAUGGUCCUGGUUAUGUCAUCUCUCAAGAUAUAGCGAAUGCAGUUUACAAGAAAUACAAGGAAGGUCGUUUAAAGAUGUUUAAACUAGAAGACGUAGCGAUGGGGAUCUGGAUUGCCGAGAUGAAGAACGAAGGCAUGAAAGUACGAUACGAGAAGGAAGAUAGGGUCUGCAACGAAGGAUGCCGAGAUGGCUACAUUGUUGCCCACUACCAAGGUCCUAGGGAGCUGCUGUGUCUGUGGCAGAAGAUCCAGGAUGGAAAUGUGGCCAAAUGCUGUGGCGAUUGAGAAGGCAGGUUCGUCAUCCCUUAACCGAGACCAUUAACUCGAGGAUUCGCUAACUCCGGUUUCGGCACCAUCAUGAUAUCAUCUCAGUACCAGUUAGCAAUAGUGACCCCAUUGUACAUAGAGAGAUCUUAUCUAGUUUGUAACAUAUAGGCCACACCAUAAUAUUCAUGUAUCAUCAAGCACCAUCAGUUUUGCCUCUUUUUUUGUGUAUUAAUCGGCCUCCUCUUAUUGUUAGGUCCCGUUUAGAAUUAGCCCUUUAUGAUAUAAUGUAUCGAGUUUAUUGCUGUGGCAGUUGAGUUAUUGGAGUAUGAUAGCAGUUUCUUCCGAGUUUGGCUACUGUAUCUUUGUCGUUGUGCUUAAUUGUAAGGCUCGCAGAUCCGAUCUUUAAUAUGGUCUCAAAAUCCAUGAGAAGAAUCGAAUCAACGAAUAUUGUCAAG
Messenger RNA from Linum trigynum, 4424 nucleotides. The record is from the annotation of a GenBank genome assembly. NCBI's taxonomy places the organism in Eukaryota, Viridiplantae, Streptophyta, Magnoliopsida, Malpighiales, Linaceae.